AUGGAUUGUGGGCCACCUGCUGCCCUCCAGCCCCACCUGGCUGAGCCACCUGGCCCUGCCUGUCGCCCAGUGGCUGUGUGCCAGCAGGAGAAUCUGUCCUUUGCGGAGCUGUCCACCCUGCAGCCCCCAAGCCCUGUGUGUCUGGACCUCUUUCCUGUCACCCCUGAAGAGCUGCAGGCUCCUGGCAGCCGCUGGUCCUUGGGGACCCCUGCCCCUCUCCAAGGACUGCUAUGGCCACCAUCCCCAGGAGGCCCAGACACCAAGGUCUCCACCAGUGGGGGGACUCGGCCCAACAGAGCUGGCAGCUGGCCACACUGUCCCAGUGCCCAGCCCUCAGCUCUGGAGGGACCCUGGAGCCCCCAGCACCCACAGCCACUGCGCCGGGCCAGCCAUGGUUCAGAGAAGAAGUCAGCCUGGCGGAAGAUGCGGGUAUACCAGCGUCAGGAGGCCUCCAGCAGCCCUGAGGUCCAUGCCAUCUUCCUGGAACCUGGCCAGGAUGAAAGGGAGCAGGCUGUGAGCACAGAGGAGCCUAGGCCACUGGAGCUGUCAGGGCCCACCCGCGUGGGCCUCGAGGGACCUGAGCGAAGGCGAUUUUCAGCCUCUGAGCUCAUGAGUCGGCUGCACUCCUCCCUGCGCCUGGGGAGGCAUACAGCCCCUAGAGUCCUGGCCCCAGGGCCUGGUAAUGGCCCAGCCCGGGAAGGAAAAGCAUCCGCAAGGGAGUCUCACAGUGUGGAGAUGAGGGUGGAAGGUGUGGCACUGCCAGCCCCUGCUGACCCAAUCGCGGGCCCUGGCAGCUGGUCCCAGCCCAGGAUGGACAUGCAGGAAGAGCCUGCUCUGGGUUCCAGGAGCUCCAGCGAGAGGCGCCAGUCCCGGUUUCUCCUUAACUCCGUCCUCUACCAGGAAUACAGCGACGUGGCCAGCGCCCGCGAGCUGCGACGACAGCAGCGCGAAGAGGAGGGCCCAGGGGACGAUGCCGAGAGCGCAGAGGAGGGGCCUGGGCCCCCGCGAGCCAACCUCUCCCCCAGCAGCUCCUUUCGGGCGCAGCGCUCGGCGCGAGGCUCCACAUUCUCGUUGUGGCAGGACAUCCCCGACGUGCGCGGUAGCGGGGUCCUGGACAUGCUGAGCCUGCGCGACUGCAAACUACAAGAGGCCAAGUUUGAGCUGAUCACAUCCGAGGCCUCAUACAUCCACAGUCUGUCGGUGGCUGUGGGCCACUUCUUGGGAUCGGCCGAGCUGAGCGAGUGUCUGGGGGCGCAAGACAAGCAGUGGCUGUUCUCCAAAUUGCCCGAAGUCAAGAGCACCAGUGAGAGGUUCCUGCAAGAGCUGGAGCAGCGGCUGGAGGCAGAUGUGCUGCGCUUCAGCGUGUGUGAUGUGGUAUUGCGCCACUGUCCGGCCUUCCGUCGUGUCUACCUGCCCUAUGUCACCAACCAGGCCUACCAGGAGCGCACCUACCAGCGCCUGCUCCUGGAGAACCCCAAGUUCCCUGGCAUCUUGGCUCGCCUGGAAGAGUCUCCCGUGUGUCAACGUCUGCCCUUUACCUCCUUCCUCAUCCUGCCCUUCCAGAGGAUCACCCGCCUCAAGAUGCUGGUGGAGAACAUUCUGAAGAGGACAACACAGGGCUCUGAAGAUGAAGAUAUGGCCACUAAGGCCUUCAAUGCACUCAAGGAGCUGGUACAAGAAUGCAAUGCCAGCGUGCAGUCUAUGAAGAGGACAGAAGAGCUUAUCCACCUGAGCAAGAAGAUCCACUUUGAGGGCAAGAUCUUCCCGUUGAUCUCUCAGGCCCGCUGGCUGGUUCGGCACGGGGAGCUGGUGGAACUGGCACCACUGCCCGUGGCGUCCCCUGCCAAGCUAAAGCUGUCCAGCAAGGCAGUCUAUCUUCACCUCUUCAAUGACUGCUUACUGCUGUCCCGGAGGAAGGAGCUGGGGAAGUUUGCUGUUUUCGUGCAUGCCAAGAUGACCGAGCUGCAGGUGAAGGACCUGAGCCUGAAGCUCCAGGGCAUCCCUGGGCACGUGUUCCUGCUUCAGCUCUUCCACGGGCAACACACCAAGCACCAGUUCCUGCUGAGGGCCCGGACUGAGAGUGAGAAGCAGCGAUGGAUCUCAGCCAUGUGCCCAUCUAGCCCCCAGGAGGACAAAGAGGUCAUCAACGAGGGGGAAGAUCGCCCCCAGGUUCAGUGCGUCAGGACAUACAAGGCACUACAGCCAGAUGAGCUGACCUUGGAGAAGACUGAUAUCCUAGCCGUGAGGACCUGGACCAGUGAUGGCUGGCUUGAGGGUGUCCGCCUGGCAGACGGUGAGAAGGGGUGGGUACCCCAGGCCUACGUGGAAGAGAUCAGCAGUCUCAGUGCUCGCCUCCGGAACCUGCGGGAGAAUAAACGGAUCACGAGCGCCACCAGCAAAAUGGGGGAGCCUCCUGCGUAA
This is a messenger RNA of Orycteropus afer afer, 2421 nucleotides long. RefSeq names its product Rho guanine nucleotide exchange factor 19 (gene ARHGEF19). Lineage: Eukaryota; Metazoa; Chordata; Mammalia; Tubulidentata; Orycteropodidae. Gene Ontology annotation, biological process: regulation of actin cytoskeleton organization; activation of GTPase activity. The transcript has 15 exons. Bases 1 to 2421 code for a protein of 806 amino acids. The record is from RefSeq and is a predicted model, not a curated record. Gene Ontology annotation, molecular function: guanyl-nucleotide exchange factor activity; protein binding.